Molecule: messenger RNA, 14342 nt
Organism: Odontomachus brunneus
Lineage: Eukaryota; Metazoa; Arthropoda; Insecta; Hymenoptera; Formicidae
Gene: Pcl
Product: metal-response element-binding transcription factor 2
Exons: 10
Coding region: 332-2782 (816 amino acids)
Biological process (GO): chromatin organization; regulation of DNA-templated transcription
Cellular component (GO): nucleus
Molecular function (GO): chromatin binding; DNA binding
Source: RefSeq, a predicted model, not a curated record
CGCGGCGCUCUCACUCCUUCGGCGGCGAGAGUAAAUGCGCCGGACUGUUUUUUAAUGAGAUGCCAAUCAUAUGGUCGCAAUCGCGUAUCCCCCGAGCUAACCCACGCGACCGCGUUCUUGUACGCACCGUGCGAAUUGUGUAACGUACCCGUCGUGGCAGGUGGCGGUGACCGUUCGCGAUUUAUCUCGCGCUUGUCGCGGUGACAAUAACUCAUUCCGGAAGCUUUCCGACCGUGUGAUGGUGUAAUGCUCCCGAAGAUAUCAUACAUCCCCACUGGUUCACUCCGAGAUAGUUCCCAGAUCGUGUUUUUGUCCAGAAACAGGGUAGAAAAUGUCAGAACCAGAGGAAAGCUUGGCAGCCCCGGAUAGCACCACGAGGGAACAGCGGGUUGGUUUCUCCCAUGGAGAUGACGUCCUUCAACACAAAGAUGGCAAAUACUACCUUGGCACAGUUGUGGAGGUGGAUAUGGCGAGGGAAAGAUGUCUUGUCAAAUUUAUGGACAAUACGUCUUCCUGGUCCUCGUUUAAAGAGCUGACAAAGUUGGCUAUGCCAGACUCGGAUGUUAUGUGUGUUCUUUGCAAAAAAUCUCAGCCUAAGAAUGACGAUGACAUUAUAGUUUGUGACAAAUGUGGCCGUGGCUAUCAUCAAAAGUGUCAUGAGCCUCAAAUAAUGAAACAAGAUGGAGGCACAGAUGCUCAAUGGAUGUGUAAAAGAUGUACAGAUAGCCAACCACGGGUGCGUGAACAAUGUGAACCAAAAACUUCUAUGGUUAAAGCAAAUAUCAGAAAAGUUUGCAGCGGUAGGGACCAACCUGAACCACCACCGGAUGACAUGACAAAGCUGCCGUAUGAUCCUAAUAUGUUAAAUUGGGAUGCACAUCACAGAGUAAACGCUGAACAAAUUUAUUGUUAUUGUGGUCUUAAUGGUGAAUGGUAUGCACAGAUGUUACAAUGUGCUCGUUGCAAGCAAUGGUUUCAUGAAAAAUGUCUCAGAUGCUUGACUCAGCCCUUAUACAGUGGUGAUAGAUUCUAUGUAUUUGUUUGUUCAAUGUGCAAUAACGGGAAAGAAUUUGUUCGGCGUUUGGAAAUGAAAUGGGUAGAUCUGGUGCACCUGAUGUUGUACAAUCUGACUGUUUAUAAUGCUAAAAAGUAUUACGACUUGGACACCGUUAUUGUACCUUACGCAAAUGAUAAUUGGCUCACCUUACAACUCCCACAACGGAUUAGAGAUGUUACUGGUCAAAUACGCAGAGAAUCUAUAUUGGCAAUAUUGACAAACAACAGAAGCAGGUUCAAGUGUGGUAGAGAGAUAAAGAAACGUACUACAAUAUGGGGUCUGCGUGUCAGACUACCACCACCUUGUCCAGUCGUCAGUCUUCCAGAAACUGGCGAUAUAGAUGAUAGUGUAUUACGCAGUUGUUGGGGUGCUAAUAAAAGACUGCAAUAUCUUCCUCCACAAAUAGGAUUGCCAAAAAGUACAAAAUCGAACACAUUGGAAAUGGCUGAGAAUGUAGAAAUUGCUGUGAAUCCUUCAGACCUAAUAAUGCGAGGGACAAUUUAUCAGAAUUCAGAAGGAGAGCAAAGUUCGGGUCAAAGUGCAAGUCCGAACAAUCAAUCUACACAAUCCUUAAGAGAGAGGUAUAGUGGUGGCGGUUUUGUAAAAAAAUCAUUCCCAUUCCCUAAGUUGAGUCUACAAAGAAGACGUCGUUUAAUGGCAUUAGGUAGUACAAGAGAAAGAAUGUUACGUAAACAUAAAAAGAGGGAGAAAGACAAAGAUGCUGCCAUGGGAAAAUCGCAAGGAGUUCGGGAAGCAAGAUAUAGGAAAGCAAGGAAAUUACUGAAGAACGCCAUUGCCAAGAGCAAGUCGCGAAGUUCAGAAGCAUCCGAUUUACCUCCGACACCUCCAACUUCCGUUUCCGGGCCACCGACGCCACCAGCAACAACAUCAGGUAUGUUAGAGCUGUCCGUGCCUAGCUCCGUGGAUUUAAUACAUCCUAUGCCACCCUCGACACCUGCCGACACAAGCGGAGACGAGACCAGUUCAAGAGGAACUCUCGACUCCUUUAUUCCACCGCCCAAAGAUUUUGAAGGAAAAAAUAAUCCGUUCAGAAAUCUUAGUGAUAUAGUGGGCACGCCGGUGGGUAGUCUUAAUCAACCGAAUUCGAGUACGCCGUUAACUUACAAUCCGUGUCCCAUUACCUUGCCUCUACCACUGACGCCUGUGAUCCCGCAACCGCCUGUGGUAGCCAAAAGGCAGCUAUCGGAGAAGGAUAUAAUCGUCGACAGGAAUGGUCAAGUGAAACGCAGAAGACAGCAUCGACGAGGACGUCCAUCUCAACAGCAGAUGCAGCAGCAAUUCCAACAAACCGCCAGUAAGACGGCAACUAUUCUGCCAGCUCGUAAUAAUGAAGUUAAAAGUGAAUUCGCCAGGAAUUUAAGAAGUUCAUUUAAUGGUGCCUCGGCAAGUGCGAAUAGUCAAAUUGGAAACUGUGUCGAUUAUGCCUUAAACGGUAGGAGGUUGAGACAGCGGAAUAACGAAAAAUUACCUCCUCCCGAGCCGCAGCCGCAACGGAAGGGCAACAUGUCAUCAUCGCCAAAGUGUUCGCCAGUGAAGCAAAGUGCGCCUGACAUAUCUCUGGAUGAGCUGAAGUCGUCAGUGAAUAUUUACUUCGGCGCGGCUAAUAGAAUAGCCGCUGGUGAAAAGUUCGUCAUCAAAGCGAAGAGGAUAAGGCCGGACGGUCAGAUACAAUACCUCAUCGAAUGGGAGGGACUCAAUACUUAACGGUAAAUAAAUAAUCAGCUUACGACGAAAUGUAUUGCAAUCGUAUACAAAGUUUAAGUUGACAUCAAGCUAAGUAAGGCAACGAUUAGCUGCCCGAACUCUUGUAAUUAAUUCUCUGUGUUUUACAGCGAAAAAAAAUUGUGACCUUUUGUUUUGCGUCACAUAUGCACUGCCACUUGUUAAGUACAUUUUAUAACAAAAAAAAUGUGACGCAUUUAUCAGUGUAGAAUAUGCGAAUGUUCUUGUAAAUGUAAAGCUAUAUUUCGUUGAUCCAUUAACGUAAUUCUUGUUAUACUCUGUUUUUAUGGCGAUCGAUGAGUUUCAUUGCCAAUUGAUGAAUUUGCGUCGUCACUGGUUUCAAGUGAAAUUCCUUCGAUCAUCCGUCAAAUAGUGCGUUAUAUCAUCUCGUGAUAUCAGUCCAUUCGAAAAGAAACUGUGAAAUGGCACUAUGAAAAGGUAUACCGUCCGUGUUGAUUCUCCAACACGUAUAUCUUGCUCUCGUGUAUGCAUUCAUUUGAAAGUGAGUGAAUGGAAAUGCUCGUUUAAGAAACGUUUACAAGAACAAUCUGGUUUAUUGCUUAUUGAUUGUAAAUAGUGUAGCAUAGUAGACUUGCGGAAAGAAUCAAUGAAUGUAAGCUGCGUGAAAGGGAAAUUUCGCGAGCUUUACAUCCAUCACCCAAUGGAAAAAUUGGCCAAUUUUCCCUCAAUAUUGGGAAUAAGUCUUGAGUAUGACGAUAAAGGAGAAAGUGGAUUGAAACAGACAGUUGUUCCUCUCACUUGAGCUAACGUAUUAGCGAAUGUUGACGAUUGAUAGUAAAAAAGUAAAAAACAAAGCAGACAUCCUGCGCAAAGGAUUAUUUUUCAAUACACUCGUAGAGGUAGUCUCCGGCUACUGUAACUUCAUUGUCUUGUACUACAUUUUUACUUGCAUUUUCGUCGACGACAAUACGACACGAAUCAAAAUUCCAUCUCAAGAGAUGAAUUUAAUAUCUAUUGCUGUGCAAUUAUUUUACGUUCAUGCUCAUUCGGUAAAAUAACAUUGCACACGUUAAAAAUAUAUAGUGUUGUGCAACUUUAUAUCAAUAUUUUAUAUAUAUUAUAAUUAUAUUAUAAAUAUAUUUCUCACACAGACCACAGACUUUUUAAAGCGGUGUAUCUGAGACGAUGAAGAUGCAGACCUAGCAUUGCUCAUUAUUAUACAAGACUAAGAAAAAAAACGAUAUACCUAUUUCGUACCGUAUGAAAUUGAAAAAUGAAUCGUUCGUUGAAUAUGUAAGUAAUUGGCCAAGUUAUCUGUGCAAAAACGAUAUUAUGAAAUUACGACUAGAACAGUUUCAUCGAGUAUACCAAUACGUGAGCUCAUUGUCGUGUUGUAGUGGCACGUUGUAAAGACGAUCUUCGUGCACUGAACAGCUAGAACAUUAAAAAAAAGAAGAGGAAAAAAUAAACAACUGCAAUUGUACAUACAUAGAAUUUGUAUUCGAGAGAAGCAGUCACGUAGCACACAGUCUAGACAUGGUAGUAGUCGAUAAAUGUAACAGUGUCACAAAUUCUCUUACGCGAUAAUUUUUGAUACAGAUUAUUUUAUACAACUCUGGAUCCUGCUGGGAUUAUUGUGUAUAAGACGCAUUUUUGUACCUCAGACUGCACAGAAUCUAUGGUCAUAACUUACUAAUCAGAAAAUAUCGGAAGCAACUAUAUAAGCGUUACGAUGUGUAGACAUUUUUGCAGUAGCCGUCGUUAGAAUAUCAAAUCAAAAGGAGCUUAUUAGAAGGAAUUAAUCAACAACACGGUUUCCGUCUACGACGAAUUAUUCGACAUUCACUUUUGCGCUUGAGAUUCUUUUUUGUAUUUUACGAGUACACAAGCUCACCUCAUUGCGACGCAUUGUUAACGGGAAACUAGCAUGACAUACAGAUUCGUGUUUCUUACUUGUUUGUUACGCAAAAAUUUGCAUGCAAUACAAAUCUUUUGCCUAUGAUCUUGUAACUAAUAUAACUAUUUUUUUAGAGUGCUUUAAUACACCUAUUUCUCGUCAAAUUAUUUGAGUUCACUGGAUAAAAUGGAGUUACUAAUUAAAUUAUGCUAUCUUAGGUAGAAUUUCGUGCGAGUUUCCCAGUUUAUUAAAAUGACGAAUCUAGAUGAUGAUCUAUCAUGCUUGGCUCGACUUAUUUAUAAAAUAAGUACUCAUUACCACUAUUUAUUUAAAUUUCCAAAUGCAAUGGCAUGUUUGCAUUUUUUAUUUCAUAGAAGAGGCUCAAGGCAAUCUGAGGCCACUGUGGUAUGAGACGAUAAGUUCUUUUACUUGUUCUUUUUUUCUUUUUACUAUACUUUUAGCAAAACAUUACUAAGAAAUGUCAACCAAAACUUCGCGAAUCUUCCUUUCACCGUAAGAGGUCUUUUUAGUGAAUAGUUUUGAUAAAAUUUAUACUAUACUAAGUUUUGUAAUUCUUUCUUUCGACUGUGAGAAAUGUUUAUGUUUUGUAUGAGUAUUUCUUGUAUCGUUCAUAAUGUAUUCAUUUUCGACGUUGUUUAACACUUUGACUACCACGAUAUAUUCGAGUGUCAGUUCCAACCAAGCCCAAAUUUUCCGGCCAUCGUGUGCAACGCUAUAUAGUGUGUGUACAGAGUUAGAUUACUUAAAGAAACCAAUGGAAAAAUAAUUGAUGUAAUUCAAUUGGUUAAAAUACGCCAACACGACGUUACAUCGAGGUUUGCAUCGAGGGCCGGUGAUUAGCUUGUCGUCACUAAGAAACAAUGUCUUGACACUGUAAAAAUACAAAUGUCAUUAAUUUAUUAUUUCAUACUUUAUAUUAAUGUAGAUACAGCAAAUUGUAUGAAACAACAGCUUUACCAUAUAAUUUAUCGAUAAAUUGUUGCAUAACAUUUGUUGAUCAUUGAUCAAUUAUUGAUCAGCUGUGACGAAGCGAUAUGAAAUGAAUGAUAUGAAAGAUGUUCCUGGUAUCGUUUCGUCCUUAAGCACUUACCACAGACAAAAUUAACGCAUAAUGAUUAUAUUAUCGAUGAGUCGUAUGUUAAUAAUGAUUAAAAUUAUAUUGUAUUAUUUGAAUCACUUUCAAGUAAUAUAAUUGGUAUACCAAAAAUGAUAAAAAGCAAUAAAUAAAUGAGAUAAAUUGAUUCUAAGUAAAUAAAAUCGUCACUUAAAUAUUGGUUAACGUGACAGUCAAAGUGCUAAAGAUUUUUUACUUUAUGUAAAUUAAUAAUCGCGCUUUCACACAUAGUUCUAGCAGAUUUUAGGAAAAUCUUUGAUCCAUACCACAGCACAUUUUAUAAAUAUCUCUUUCUCUAUGAACGUAGAUAAUAUUUGACGAGAACAAGAAAUAGACACUGCCAAAUUUCUAAGUUAUAUUUAAUAAAAAAAAGAAAAAACGCGUUAGAUAAUGCUGCGCUAUUAUAUAGUAAUGUUUAAUUAAAUGAAAUUUUUUCAAUUCGCACUUAUCGUCGCUUGUCAGAUUCCAUACUUCCAUACGUGGCGAAUGCCAAGUGGAAGACUCGAGUACAAGAUUUGGUGGAGACUCGUUAUUGAUUUGCGACGAAAUUUCGCAACGAACCAUUUCAUACGUGCAUGCAUACGCAUCCAGCAAGUUUCUAUAAAAAUGAAGUAUAAUAUAAACUCACGAUACUCUAAAUUUUCCAAAGUGAAAUUUUAUUGAAAAAAUGUAGUGACUGUCGAGCCACUCGAAUUCAGAUGAUUUUUCACUCGUAUAGAGGGUGAAUCGUCAGCUGAAUAUUUUUAUCCGAAAUUCAAGGGCGAAAUCUAAUCCAUCAUCAUGGGAACAAAUUCACUCAGUAUCAAGCUAUUCCUUAUCCUGAUCAAGUGGACUGAAAUGUUCACAAAAUAUUCACUAAAGAAGGACCUCUCAAGAGCAACUCGGCAUCGGGUCGUUCCUCCCUGAUGAAGGAAGUAUUUUCAAUCUCUGUUCGAGUGAAUUUUUCCUCACUUGAAAUGAGAUUUUACUUCGAGAAAUUUAGAGUACAGAUACAAUUCUCCGCAAUCGAUGUAAGAGGUGGCGUAGGGGAGGAGUGUAACACCUCGAUAGGCUUAUAUUUAGUUUGAAAUCUGGCAAAUCAGAAUCAGUCUUAUCACGGAGUGAUCUUUGAUUGUACGACGAGACACUUCAUGAGAUCUGGAAUACGAAGUGAGAAAAGACACUCACUUUCGCAAUCUGUAUUCUUCAUUUUUUUCGAUCAGCCCGUUCCUUUUAUCUGAUCCGAUAAAACAAAGUACAACAACAGAGAUAACGAAAUAUUUUGCCGAUAGUAUAAAAUUUAUUGAAACUGUAGCAGCACGUGUGACGGCAAAAAGCGGGUGAAUCUUGCAGCGCUUUCUUGAAAUCGCUAUAAUUCGGGAAAUAAAACUAGAUAAUCGAGACUCGUGUAACAUUUUCUCUCUUUCUUGUGUUUGUCACUCUAAUAGAUCGAAAUAUAUGUCUCGAUCGUAGACAUAUAAGAUAGACUCAGCAUAUUGUGCACUUCCUUGUGACAUAUAUCAGGUUCGAUAAAACAGAGAGCGAAGCAAAACAUCGGUGAAUUUCUUCACUCUGUUGCGCGCACAUUAUUGAAAAUAAUGGUCGGUAGGUGACAAUAAUAACCCAAAUGUAUCAUAGAAUAUCAUGAAUAAUUAUGUGAGUUUUAUUUCAUAUUUUCUUUGAAACAUUAUUUAUUUAAUUAAACGUCAAUGUUAUUAGACUAAAUUAGACUUUCAAUAAUUAAAUAGACUUUAAAUAAUGAAAUAAUUUAAUCAUGCAUAAAUCUUUAACGAGAAUCUCUGCCAUGAAACUAUCAAAAGACGGUUACACAUUCUAUCUACGCAGAUCAAAACAGAAAAGUUCCCUUGUAUAUCGCCUCUCUCUCUGUUUUGCCAAAGACAUGCAUGCUGUAGUCUACUUUAUAUGUCUAUGGUCUCGCGACCAUCGAAAUAAUACAAAAUACUCGUCCCAUAUUCGAGACUUAUCAUCGUACGAUCAAGACACACCGCAUAUUCCAAACACGUUUUUUUCUCAAAACAUGAGAAAACGCGUGAAAAUAUAUUUGCCAAAAUAUAAAGCUAUGGCAACUGUUGGGGAACUAUUUUGAAUAGAUCUUAGAUCGGAAUAAUUUCGUUUUCCCCAUAAAACACAAUAGAGAAAGUCGAUAACGAAAUCCAUUCCGAGCAGUUCCACAACAGCUCCCCAUGAUAUUUCCAAAGUAUACAAGCUUCAGCUUCCCCUUCGCCACUUCCCCUCGAAUAAAUGGGAUUAAAAUGAUACGAGGGAGUCUCGUCAGCGAUCCGUUGUCGCUUGUUUCCUUCUAUCGCAAGUGCUUAAAUAGAAUAAACAAACGAAAGUUCACCCUCGAGUGAACGUGCGUGUAGAUCGAGCGUGUCCCUUUUUAUAAUUGCGCGAUGUUUUGUACGUGAGUUUUACGUAUGAUUUCCGCGUGUGCGAUAGGACGAUCCUCGUAGUCGUCGGAAGAGAGAGAGAGAGAAGUCAGCCGUUCGGGUGUCCCUUCGGAAGCGUCGCGCGAGAGUUCAAGUUCGAAAGACCACUGUAACGCCGCGGUCGAGCUCGCGUCUCUCUCGUUGAGUUUGUCGCCGGCGAUAACGGUCGUCUGCCGCUUUGCGAACUGCAAGAAUGAUCUAGUUAAUUAUUGCGUGAUGACCGCGGCUUGAAGACGGGAUGGAACCAUGUGUGUGGCGAGCGAGAUAUACAGGCAGACCUAUUCUGUAAUCCUUUAACGCGUGCGUUACGAAGUUCGCAACGAAUGCCUUAAGAUUAUCUAUUCCAUCGAUACGUUUUAAUUAAUCACGUUGGCAACGUCGACUUCGCGUUAUGCUAUUUACAAAUAGUGGCAAAUUGUAUUCUGUAAGCUGAUUCAACACGAUUCCUAAGGCAUUUGCUAUCGUUACAUAACAAUGCAGCGCCCACCGGUUGUAGGACAGCACUAAAUGUUGCAAUGAGAUAGCUGCCUUUGUCAUAUUGCAAAGAUCAGUAAUAAGUGAUUCUUCCAUUACGCAGUCACUAUAGUUCACUUCAUGGAAAAUUGUUUCUUCCCCACGACAGUUUAUUUAGCUCUCCUAUUUUUCAAUACACUAAUUCGCUAUAAUUCAAUACACAAAGAACCCAAAUUUGUGUUGCGAGAUUAUGUCUAAAAGUUUCUGAGGAAAAUGUUUGUGCCAAUGAUGGAAAUCUUAGAUGAUGCAAAAAAGGAAAACAUGAAACAAAACUUAGCUAAAAUAAGAACAUUGUGAGAUAAUGUUAAUGCUUUCUUGUGGAUAUCUUCAAGGACUUAUCACUGCCGAUCGUCACAUUGCUCUGUCGAAAUAGUUGUAGAUUAUGAUUCGAAAGUUUCAUUCUAAUUUGCUCAUGUGACGUCCUCACUUCUCUCGGCUUCCUUCUCGUCCAUUAUGUCAUAUUUCCGAAAAAAAACCUAUGAACAGGAGACAAUGCAAAGCACAAACACGGCAUACAGAAUACAAUUUCCGCGUCCAUCGACAUGAAUAUCGACAUGAAAUCUGGAUGGAGCAUAUAAUAUCAAUUAAGCCUAAUCCGCAAUGUACUCUUUGUGUUUUGUUUCAUUAUUUCUUUCUUUCGUUUCUUGUCUUCUUAUCACUUAGAACCAAGGAACGUUGUCAUGUAUAAUUUCUUCUCUUUGAGGAAAAGUGUCACUUUGCAUUGACCAAUCAGAAUAAGUCGUUUUAGUUAAGUAAUAGAGUGACCAACCUUUAACUUCACUGAUUUCAUAGUGUCUCUUGUGUCUUUCGUUAUCGUCGCUUCGAGAUAAAAGUUAACGAGCUCCAGAAAAAACAAAAGACACAAUUGUCGGUAAAACAGUACAUCGAGAAGUAAAGACGCAAGAAAUAAAAAAUAGAAAACAGAAAGUAAAGAGCACAUUGUAGACUAGGCUUUAAGAGGAGGAGAUGCAUUUUCGGUAAAGGGAAAAUUAUGUAGUACUUCGGGUCAGUCGGUUCAUCAUCAUUCGGCUUAAUCGUGGACAAAAAGAUUGGCUGACUUUUUCUAAUAAAUUUUGGAACGUAUCCAAAUCCAUCUUAUCCAAUGGAAGAUUUUGCUUUUAAAUGGGAAAAUUCUCCCCAAACAGAUGCGUUCUUAAACACAAAAACUAACACAAAAAUAGCGGACAACGAUCAUUUUUUUCUGUUCACGAUUAUACAUACUUGCUUUGUUUAUAUAUAUUCACUGGCAUGAAUGCAUUGUCAUUAACUAGGAUUCAUUCAGCGCUGCAAGUGUUUCUGAGCAACAGAUAGAAACCAAUCAUAUUGAUUUACGUGACGCUUUGAAGCAAUUGUGUCAAACAGACCGUGGCUUUUAUUACAAAAAUUUGAUACCAAUUGAAUUCUCUUCUAGAUAGACGUUCCUCAUGCCGGUUGACUAAAAGUAAAAGCGAGGGAGAUUUUCAAAAUCAGCUGGAACAUUUCGAGAGCUUGACGUUUUGUUUGCGUCAGCAGGAAAGAUUAUCUAAGGAUAGUCAGAGAGAACAAUUUGCAAAAAAUUAAUUCAUAUACUAUUCAUAUACUAAUAUUUAGUUUCUUUAAAGCUCCCGGUAUCUCGCCAGGGCCAUCUUGAUUAAUGACGUCAAAAACGAGAAAACCCAUGCCCAAAAUUCUUGCUGAAAUAAAAGGAUAUGUUCAUAACAUUCUCUUGGACCGACUUUUGGAAUCAAUUGAACACAUUUGUCGAACAUUUCAAAAACGUUCCUUUUGCUCCAGCAAGCAAUAAAUCGUGAAAUUAACAUGACAUGCAACCAUCUUUUUUAAUUUAUCUUUUCUCAUGAUUUUGUCUCGUUAAUUGUAUGGCUACUGAUCGUCAAGGGAAAACAAUCCAGCAAGCACAAUUAUAUAGUUGUUACAUUGUCGUAAUAUAACGAAAUACAUCAACACUAUAACAUGUAAUUUACAAUAUAACAUGUAAUUUACAAUAUAACAUGUAAUUUACAUGUAUAUUACACAUGUAUAUUACAUGUAACAUACACAUUAGUUGCAAUUUCCUGCUCAAACGAUAUUACAGAUAACAAAAAUAUAACUUGUAACAUGUUACAUAACUGUUAUAUUAAUUACUACAAGAUUAUAUAAUAGUUAUACAUCAAUAUCAAUUAUGCUUAAACGUGAUGUGGUUGAAAUAUAAUUUGUACAUCUCUCAACACACACUAUAGAUAUGUAAUUGAAUGCAGCAGUUAGCAAGCUGUUCAGUCAAAUAUCAACCAGAAAAAAAGUAUAUUUCCAAAAAAACUGUUAUGAAAUAAUUAUUUCAUAACAAAAGUAAUAUUUAUAUUAAAUCUAACAAUAUAAAAGAAUUUUGCCAUCUUAGAUUCGAUUAGCUAUUACAAUUUAUUAAUUCCCGUCUCCAUACAUGAAUUUCAAUGGAAAGGAUUAUUACUGUGACAGUACUAAUCCUUACCAAUUACUAUUAAUGAAAAGAGCAUCACAGUUGUAAAAAUAUACUACACAGCACAAAUUUUGUAGUAUCAUGAUUAUUGUUCAUAAGAACGGUGAUUACAUUAUUAACAUGUAUAAAUACGUUAAAGCAUGAUAUUUUAUAUAUGAGAAAUAUAUGAGAUAUCAUUUAACAGAAAAUACAUAUAAAAAAUGUUAUUUAACAUGUUAUAUUUAAGUUAUAUUACUGUUAUACUCAGAAUUGCUAUUAUAACCAAUAAAUCACGGACCAAUAUAACAGUUUUAAAAGAUAUAUAAAGUCAUAUUGCAGUGGUAUAAAAGUAGAUUAUGGAUAACCUUAAUAUUAGAAUUAUGUAACACCUCUGUUACAUUACAUGUUACUUCUAUAAUACACGUGUAUAUAUAGUAACAAUAUCCUGUUUUUACUGGAGAAAAUUUUCGAAAGAAUAUUUCAUGUGCUCAAUCGCGAUCACUAGUGUCAUUUUAUGAAUGCUUUUAUUUCGACGUAUUCUGUAAGAAUUUUUGGCGUACGUUUCCUCGCUUCCAACAUAAUUAAUCAAGAUGGUUGUGACGAGGACACGGGAGUUUUAAAUACAUAAUCACUGAAUUUUCUUGAUGAAAGAGAGAUUGUAUGGAAGCGAAUUAACCUUCCUUUCUCUUUGAUGACGUAAAGAAAACAUCAAAUUGUCAAAGUAUACAUCUUACAAUACAUUAGCACUACAUCUCUUAUGUGAGAUUUAAAGACAAAAAUUGAUGGAUAGCUAUAUUUCUUUCACAAGCAUUCCAUCUUUGUAUAGUUUAACUCCUAUUGAAAAAAGCUAGACGAAACAUUCAACAGGAAUCAAGCUAGAUAAAAAAAAAUCGAAUGCCUCCACUAAGGACAGCCUUUUUUUGGUCUAGUCUUCGCAGCCUCUCGUGAAAUUCAGGUUAUAUAUGUACGUCUAUGGUGGACUUACGACAUAUUGACGUAGCAAAUUUUUCCGAAAAUACUACAUAUUUCAGUUUGUUGCAAACAUUACAGUUCUAGCGUAAAAUGAAGCCGAAUAUAUCUGAAAAAACCGCGAUGAAGUUACCCGAAAUAUUAUGACUUUCUCUUACCACUAAUUAAACCUUCCCCUCGUAGAAUGCUUUGUGGAAUGCUUGUCUAUAUACAGUAGGACCAUGUUAUAAGUCCUCCUGCUAUUAGUCCUUUCCCCUCUACGUCUAUUUUCCUAACACUAAUUAGUUUCCUCCAUAUUACUGCUCACUAACUAUUUCUCAACAUAACUCUGCACGCACACAUGCUUGAGUUUGCGCAUACAGUCGGCAGAGAUUAGACUUCAGCGCUAUUGGAGAGAAGGGUCUCGUUAAAUGUCCGUCUUAUAUUCCUACAAUCCCAAAAUUUGACUUACAACGAGCUUCUAUUGUAUGCACAUAUCGAUGCUGCAUUAUACAGGGUGUAUAAUCGAUAAUAUCAGCUGACAGCGAGAAGUAUGCUUCAUUUUCGGCGCACAGCCCUGUAUCACACGCCGGUCGCUAUCAUUUAAUGUCUGCUAUUGUCCUAGGUGAUCCUAAGAAGUAAAACAUCUCUCUUACAAAUUGGAAGUCAUCUUUCUCUAGACAUGCCUAUAGAGUCCGUCCUAUCAUUUCCCAUGCGCAUAUUCGCUUUCAAAUAUUGUUUAAUUAAUUUCUUAAUAAUUAUUGCGAAAUUUACAAAGUAGCUUCCAUGUUCAGCUUGAUCCAUUUUAUCUGCGCGUGGAUGUUAUACUUCCAUUGUGUGUGUGUCAGACACUCUAUAUAGAAUAGCAUAUAUACAUUAAUAGAAUAACGCAUAGAUCGUUAACAGGAUUAACGAAAUAUUGUAACGCAAAAAGUUACAGAAUAGGUCCGCGGUAUGGAUAACACGACAAGACGUACUGCCAGUAUCGUAUGUAUAUAUUAUCAUCGUCAGACUCUUUCACAUGUACACGUACACAUACAAACACACAUCCUCCUUUUGUCUCCACUCCCUUUUUUAACAUAUAACUAUUCUACAAUUACACAGAAAGUAUUACGCAUAAUUAUACGUUAAAUACCGUUUCUUAUGGCAAUUAUAGAGCACGCAACGCGAGCUCGUAAAGGUAGCGCUCGACGCGUUACUUCCAAGGCGGAUCCUCCAUGAUCCCGGAGGGGUGAGUCGUCACUUCGGCGACAUGUGUUUAGUGUUCUCCGUAUGAUAUUUCAAUGAGACUCCAUCCCUUUGACACAUGGCAUCUCUCAUGUGAAUCCAUCUAAGAACCGUAACCAGCAUUAUUGGCGAGUUAUCACUAACGUUCAGCAGUAAAAAUAACUCGGUGAGCGCUUAACCUCUUAGCUACUGUACGCCACUAUAGUGGCUUUCGCGUAUAUCAUCUUUCUGAAUGAUACGUCACUAUAGUGGCUCACUCUUAUUUCUAAUAAAUUAUAAUUUAUUCAUCUAAAACUGUAUUCGAAUGUACUUGCGUAGUAAAAAACAUUACCAGACACAAAUUGCAGUGCUGCAUUGUUUACGCGCAGUUCACGUCGAACUUUGCCGUACAGAGAUACAGCUCCGCGAAAAGUGCUGCCGUAGCUAAGAGGUUAAUAAUUAUUGUUCCUGAUUAAUACAUUUCCUAUCAAUCAAAUUCUAUCAAAGUUUUAAAAAAAGUACCCUAGUCGCAGAUAACAAUCAUUAAGCGUUCAUUGAGCUACUUUCUACGCUGAAUGUAACCAUCGUUAACCCAUUUGCAUCAUUAGUGACUUGAAAAAUAUACUCGUGAUACGAUAUUUCAUCAUGAUAUUUGCGACUACUUUCUACCAUACUCAGAAGUCUAAAAUAUCAAAAAAAUAUAUCCAUAUUACUGAAUCCUAAUACUAUAGAAAUAUUUUUAGAAUUGAUAGCAUUGCUUACAAACUGAUAUAAAUUAUUAUGUUGAGCUAGCCUCAACUGCAAGUGGAUAUAUUGGCUUCCGUGAUAAUGACCAGACGAAAUAACGGAUAUAUCCGUUUAUGAUGCAAAUGGAUUGAAGAUCAAAGUAAAUUUUUCGUGAUUACAAGAAAGACUUCGGAAGUAAUCGGAGAAGGAUGGUAUCGUCGACCAUUUUUAAUUAUUCGAUAUAAAUAUAUCUGGCCAUUUAGUGUAUAAUAAAGGAUUAAUUUUAUAAUUUACAACUA